AUGGUGUCAUCUUCAUUGGGCUUGCGGGCGAAACCUGCGAGACUCUUGAAGAAAGGCACGGAGACUACAAAGUCCCAUCGUUUCGAAACCUUUUCCCAACGAGUCGCAAAAUUGAAGAUCGAUCCAAUCCACCGCGUGCGACGACCCGGCUUCGAAGAAGAUAAUGGAGACCAAGCAUACUCCCACUUUCGGUCCUCUCUGGACCAUUGGGCCGACAUGAACCUGUCCGAAAUAUUCUCAGACUUCCUUCGGCGUGUCAGUCCUCUUUCGGAGAGUCUGCAUCAAAUCUUAUAUCACGAAGAAGCAAUAAUGGCACUUCUGACAGAGUACAUCGACAAACGGGACCACCUAUCAAUCGAGCCACUCCUGAACUUGUUGUCGCAAUUCGCUAGGGAUUUGGGCGUGCGGUUUGAGAAACACUUUGCGACUAGCGUUACUUUGGUAGCAUCUGUUGCGGCCUCUCACUCGGAGAUCGAAGUUAUCGAAUGGAGCUUUACAUGCCUUGCAUGGAUUUUCAAGUUCCUCUCACGACUUCUAGUUCCAGACCUUCGUCCGCUAUUGAAUGUUAUGGCACCUUACCUUGGCAAAGAACGCCAGAAACCUUUCGUUGCUCGAUUUGCCGCUGAAUCGAUGUCAUUUUUGAUCCGGAAAGCCGGUCUUGUUUACUACAAAAAUCCAACUCCCCUGAAUCUUGCUACCUCAUAUCUGUUGGAGGACAUUCGGAAUACGGCAGAGUCCCAAGGAGUCGAUACAUAUAAAGAAGGCCUUAUGGUUAUGUUUUCGGAGGCUAUCAAAGGUGUCAAAUGGGGCCUUCACUCUAAUGCGUCGGAUAUUUUUACAUGCAUGGUGGAUAACGCUGCCAAGGGUGAUGAUUUACAACGCUCUCUAGCUCAGCAGGUUUUAUGUGGCGUUGUUAUUAAUGUUCUACACAAUACGACCCCAGAAACGUUUUCUGAACUUUUAACCGUGAUCUGCGCAUACAUUGAAAAUGAGUCUUCUGAGGAUCCCGAAAUUCACGUCGAGCUCUCUUCUCACCUUAUAUUUGCAUGUGUCACAACACGAAAGGCAACAAGAAUCAGAGAAUGGAAGGCUGUGCAUAAUGCCCUAUUGGCUCUACUCAAACGCGCACUAUCAAACUUUUCGUCUUCCCAGGCAUCAAUACCUCGGACUCUAGCUGCCGUCGCCUAUGCUCUGCAGCUUUCUCCGAUGGAUGAAAUGUUGCCAUCGAUGCGCCCUCUGAUGGAAGUAGUUGCAGAUGAACGUCUGGAACCCUUCUUCUUACCAUUUUGUUCAACGUUCUCGGAAUUCGGGUCUCAGAGAUUUCACGCAGUUGUACUUCCUUAUUUUCAGCGAUUCUUGACAUCUUCCUGGAAGACAAGAGAAGUAGAUUUAUGCUUAUCACUUCUCCAGCUUGAGGAAAGCGGUUGUGUCACGUCUCAAGCUUCCAGAUCAGGGUAUAUUACAUGCCCAAACGAUUGGAAACAACAUAUCGCCCAAGUUCUAAACAGCCCGGUUGAUUCCACCGAGAAAGCUGCACUCAUCAAUGCUUAUUCUAGACUUUACAUGGCUGUUUCUCUUUCCAACGAUAUCUCUAUACUUCCGCAACUAGUAGAAUGUCUACACAGUCUUUUGCUUUCAGCAUUAGACAAUGCAUCAUCAACUCUUGACCCCCUUGGCAUAUUCGCCUGUGGCCAGGGCUUUAAGUCCUAUGUCGAACUUGCACAUCAGUCUAACUCACUCGACUCGUCACUGUGGCAAUUGGUCACCAAGUCUGGGUCCCGUUUUUCUCGAUCAUGCCUUUUUCUUGAGGGUACCUUAAGCUACCUCCAUCGAUUAUCCGAUAUAGUAUCAUCAAGCAAAGAAGAGUUAGAGGAGUUUUCCAGUGCUCUGAUAGACAACCUGACUUCACCUUCUCAGCCUUUGCGACUACUAUCAUUGAAGAUACUUGCUGAAUUCACGAAAAUUACGGCAGAACCUGAUCACGGCGCCAUAUCGAUAGCCAUUGAAAUCGAAGAGAGUGAAUUGUCUCUCCAGACAGCUAGGUUUCUGUCCAUGCAGAUCCGCAAACUUGGCCUUUUGUAUCCUCAAGUCGCGUCGCACAAUUGGUUUAGCAAGCUCAUACCGAAAUUCUGCUUUGGUUUGCUCACCAAACAAUUGGCGCAGCUGUGGGCCGAUUCUGCUGAAACGUUGAAAGCUGUUAGCCAGCAUGCAAAUGGCGAAGCUGUUGUUACCGAGCUCACAAUGAUCUGGCUGCUGCAUAACAAUGAUUCUGAUAAUGGCGAUAGUGACACAGGCCAUCAUUCGUCAUAUGUUUCGCCUGAUUUUGGGUGCUUCAAUUCUUCUAGUGUCGAAAAGAUUUUCGUUUCGCACUUUGAAAAGGACAGAAAUACGAAGAGUUCCCUGGUCGAAAGUUUCAAUAAUAGUCAUACUUUCUCGGUGUUAGUUCCGCCAUUUGCUCGCGCCCGUUCGCUACAGGUUUUACAUGCAAUUCCUGAAGUUGCAGAAAAGCGCUCUCGACAGAUUGUUCCCGUUUUCCUGAACUGGGCCUCGACAGAAGGUGGUCUAAGUACUACACCAGAUCAAAGUUCCAGCUCGAAAUCAUCUGAAACGCUCACAUCUGAAGAGGAGGUCCCUUUCUGGGGAUUCAAGGAUCGAUUAUCUCUGCUUGGGCUCUUUGAAAAAUUCAUAAGUCCGCGAACUCUCUUCAAGUCCUCUGAGGUGUUUGAUGCUUUGCUUAAUCUCACUGCACAUGGAGAUUCUGCGGUUCAGAGACCGGCUUUGAAAGCUCUUUUUACCUGGAAAUUGCCCGGUAUCCUUCCUUACCAGGAAAAUUUGCUCAAUAUAUUGGAUGAGACUCGAUUUCGUGAUGAACUCGCAGUUUUUGUACGGAUUGAUGCCGAUGAUAGCAAGAUUGAGAACGGUCACAAAGCAGAUUUGCUUCCAAUUCUUCUGCGCCUCCUUUUUGGACGUAUGAUAUCCAAGGCUGCUUCAAGUUCAAGCUCCGGUGGUCAGACUGGCCGACGGAAGGCCAUUCUCCGCUCACUUUCUCAGAUGUCCGAACCCAAUUUUGAUCUUUUUGUCCAAAUUGUAUUCGGUCCUCUCUAUAACCUUGACUUGCUUAAAGGGGAUAUUGUUGAGAAAUCUUUAUUUGACUUGGAACUGAUGAAUCACAGACGGCAGUCUGGGCUGCUUAAGAUGAUUGAGACAAUGUACGAUACCCUUCAAGGUCGAAUGAGCCCAUAUACUGUUAAGUCAAUGGAUGCUGUACUCUAUAUACUCGUGAGGGCUAGUCGCUCGCUCGAAGCAGAGGCACAGAAAGAUUCAGUUGUGGAUAGCAAAGGAUCGUUCUUGCGUGAUAUUCGCACUGUAGGAGUGCGUUGCCUUGGAAUGAUCUUUUCGGUAGCACCGGAAAUUGCAUGGACGCCAUAUGUCAAUAUUGUUUUUGACGACAUUAUCAAUCCUCGUCUCGAGAAUUUUGGUAUUGAGAAUGCGCAGGGUAUUUCUGCCUUUCAUCGCCUCUUCCACACAUGGGCUUCUUCACCGCAGUCUGCAUUUUAUUUGACACGCUUCCGAAGUGAUGUUAUACCUGUCAUUGUUGAAACCCUGAAUAUUCCAUCUGCGCGGGAUGAAGUUAAAGUCUACAUUAUGGAUCAAAUUUUGCAACCUAUCAUCAAUCUCUCAACAGGCCGCACGAUUCAGGAAUCUGAAGAACUGGGCGAUUUCUCUCCGAAGGAAAUACUAACAGAUGUGCUCGCACCCCAUACCGAUAUCAUUCUAUGCCAUCUCAGCAAAUUGUUGCAAUCCAACCCAGCGCGUACAGUUUUGAUAUCUGGUGUCGAAACCCUGUCUCUAAUUGCGCCCUGUGUUGAGACUUCUAGUGAAACAUCCAGUCUCAUCAAAAUAUCGACAUAUCUCCUUCGGCAACCUCAAGAUAAGAUUUCUCCUAAGAUUAAGUCUGGAUUGCUACGCACACUACAACAUUUCAUACAAUUUUUCUCUAUCGGAAGUGACCCCUUGUUAGCUGAGGAUGUUUUCAACACGGUUUCUUCAUUAUAUGACUACUUUAAGGAUGACGAAAACCGGAAUGUGUUGUCCGCUGUCCUUGGUGAAUUCGCUAAACAGGAUACUGAAUUGGCUGAAGUUAGCGUACUUUGUGCUGACCUCAAUGCUAUUGCUUCAAACAAGCUUAACGAAGUGGAUUACGAUCGCAGACUAAAUGCUUUCAGCAAUAUCAACGAAACCUUGUGGAAGGAUCUCAGCCCGAAACAAUGGCGUCCUAUUCUCUUCAAUAUGCUCUACCAUGUUAAGGAUGACAAAGAGCUCUCUAUCAGAUCCAGUUCCUCAUUUGGAAUCAAGCGUUUCAUUGAGACCGCCUCAGAUGAUAAAGCUGACCAGCCUGGCUAUGCUAUACUACGAGACAAUGUCCUGUUGCCUGCUCUUCAGGCAGGCAUGCGUCAACGAUCAGAAAUGGUUCGCAUUGAGCUUGUCUCCGCCCUGGGCCAUCUGGUCAAACACAAUCCAACUCUACCGUCCGUCCAAGAUAUGCAUGUCCUUCUGAUGGCAGGAGACGAGGAAGCUUCUUUCUUCAACAACAUUCUCCAUAUCCAACAACAUCGUCGAAUGCGGGCAUUGCGCAGAUUAGUAACUGAGGCUUCAAAUGGCAAGAUCAAUUCUUCCAAUAUCAGCUCCUUCUUCCUUCCUUUGAUUGAACAUUUUGUCUUCGAUAUUUCUGCUGAAGAUGAGACUGCUCACAACUUGGCUGCAGAAGCUGUAGCAACGAUAGGUGGACUUGCUGAGUGGAUGGAAUGGAGUCAGUUUCGGGCAGUGUUCAGAAGAUAUCGUGGAAAUAUGACAAGCAAACCUGAUCUUGAAAGAAACAUGAUUAGGCUUCUUGGUAGAAUGACUGACGCUCUCACAACUGCUUCCGAUCAACACAAGGCAAAGGCUGACACAAGUGACGUCGAGGACGUGAAAAUGGGUGAUACAGACUCAGUUCAUGUGACAAAAUGUCGCCUAGCCUCGACUCUACCUAUUCCUUCUAAAAUAGUAACGGAACUCACCACACAUUUCUUACCAUUCCUCACUGAAUUUGUACACCAUAAAGACGAAGCGAAAAUGAGUGUACGUCUUCCAGUUGCCGUCACAACCAUCAAGCUACUCAAGCUCUUGCCAGAAGAUGACAUGGCCAUCCGGUUACCCUCUGUUCUACUUGACGUCUGCUACAUUCUUCGCAGCAAAGCACAAGACUCUCGAGAUACUGCCAGAAAAACACUGUCGCAUAUUGCCAUCAUUCUUGGUCCGGUUUAUUUUGGCUAUAUUCUGAAAGAACUAAAGACCGCCCUAGCCAGAGGUUAUCAACUUCACGUUCUUGGAUUCACGGCACACUCGAUCCUUGUAGCAACAACUGAUGAAUACGAGCAAGGCGCACUUGAUCAUUGUCUUGGUGACGUUGUGGCUGUCAUCAUGGAUGAUAUAUUUGGGGUCGUUGGGCAGGAAAAAGAAGCUGAAGACUAUGUCAGCCAGAUGAAAGAGAUCAAAAGCAACAAGAGUUACGACUCCAUGGAGUUACUUGCCAAAAACAGCUCAGUUGCUUCUUUGGGGGCCUUGAUAAAACCAUUACAAAUGCUCUUGAAGGAGAAGCUAACGGCAAGCAUCGUCAGGAAAGUUGAUGAACUUUUCAGAAGAAUCGGACUUGGUUUACUCAGAAACCCAGGUGCUGAGAGUCGCGACAUUCUUGUCUUUUGCUACGAAGUUAUCAAGGAAUCCUAUGAAGACAAGACCGACAGUACUCCGUCCGGCACAGAAUCUGCCAGGAACCGACGGUUUCUAAUAAAUAUGAAAGGCAUGAAACGCGGCGAAAAGCGUGGCUCCACAUCUUCAUAUGUCCACAAAUUGCCUCGUUUUGCUUUGGAUGUUCUACGAUCAACUCUGAACAAAUUCAGUUCACUGAUGACUACUGCGAAUCUUGCUGGCUUCUUACCCAUCAUCGGUGACGCUGUGAUCCAAGCCCAUGAAGAGGUCAAGCUCUCUGCAAUGCGUCUCUUGUCAACCAUCAUCAAGUUACCCUUACCAGAACUUGACAAGAAUGCCCCUACCUACCUCGCCGAAGCCGUCAAACUCGUCAAGGAUGCAUCUAGCACCAGUACCGAGGCCGCUCAAGCAGCUCUCAAGCUUAUUGCUGCUAUUUUUAGAGAAAGGAAGACUGUUGAAUUGAGAGACAACCAUCUUUCUUACUUACUCAAACGUCUUACCAAUGAUAUCGAGGAGCCUGACCGUCAGGGGCUGACCUUCAACUUUAUCCGCGCUGUGAUGGAUAGAAAAUUCCUUGUUCCCGAACUAUACGAACUUGUUGACAAUGUUGCAAGGAUGAUGGUCACGAAUCAGAAUAGAGCCUCUCGCGACCUUGCUCGUGGUGUUUAUAUUCACUUCCUUUUAGAGUACCCUCAAGCCAAAAGUCGAUGGUCAAAACAACUAGCUUUCCUAGCAAAGAAUUUCGAUUAUCCACACCGAGAAGGUCGUGAAUCAGUCAUGGAAGCAGUACAUCGAUUAUUAUCAAAAACCGGAGGAGAUCUUGGUCAGGAAGUAAUUAGUACUUUCUUCCUACCGGUCGUACUAGUCAUGGCAAACGACGAAACUCCUGAAUGCCGGCAAAUGGCGGGCCUUCUUCUCGGCGAACUUUUUGGAAGAGCUGAUCGAGAGCGGCUGCAGACCAUGUUGAAGUCUUUACAUUCUUGGCUUGAACAAACAGAAAACAAGCAACUCGCUAGCACUGGCUUACAGGCAAUGAGAGUAUUUUUUGAGAACGAAGAAGUUGAGAAGGACAAGGAGGGCCGUUUCACAGUUGAUGCUUUACCAACCCUUAUGAACCCCAUACUUAUGGACACCGAUAGUGAAGAUUGGGAGGUGCUAUACUUUGCUUUGCAACUAUUUGUCAAAGUCUGCAAAGCUGUGCCCUCGGUUGCAUUUAGUAAAAGAUGUGAAAACCUGUGGUCUAUUGUUCAGGAAUCGCUAUUCUAUCCACAUGCCUGGGUCAAAACAUGUGCUGCCAACCUGGUCGGGCUGUGGCUCGCCGAUGUAGCCAAAAACAAUGCUGUUGAUGGCUUUAGCAAGGUUCCGCUAGCUGCGAAGAGCGGUCUCGAACUUGACAAGGAGGGAAUGAUAAGACUAACCCGAGGCAGCAUCCGGUCUCUUCAAACCCCCGGCGUCAGCGAGGAGCUUGCUAUGCAAAGUGUCCGCAAUAUUGUAUUCCUGAGCCGAUGUUUUGCUGAGAAUAACCUCAAAUUUUCUCCUAAGCACGUUGAGGAGGUAAAGGAGGACGAAAUAGACGAGGAAAGUGAUGCCGAAGAAGUGGAAGAUGAAACAGCAGUCAGUAACGGAAUUGCGCCGUCAAGAUCGCUAUUACAUUAUAUCUUCCGUCAGAUUUCAAAUAUACUACGUCGUGAAACCAUUUCCACUCGUGCCGAUGCUCUCGUGCCUAAGACGUCAUCAAUGGCGCUGCUAGCAGCGAUCUGUCGCCACUUGGACACGGAAAAGCUUAUGGGUUCUCUUCGCAUAAUCCUUCUGCCUUUGCAGCACUUGAUUGAUCCUAAUAUCCCACAUCCCCGAUCCUCAGAUCCUGACUUCGAAACAACUUACAAGUCCCUUAUCUCAAGUGCACAGGAAAUUCUUGAUCUAUUACAGAAGAAACUCGGUACAACAGAGUAUGUCACUCAAAUGGCCUCUAUUCAGGAGAAUAUCAGAGCCCGUCGAGAAGAGAGGCGCGUUAAACGCCGCAUCGAGGCUGUUGUAGAGCCAGAGAAAUUCGGACGUGACAAGAAACGCAAAAACGAUAGAAAGAGGGUGAAGAGAUCUGAGAGAGAUCGAGAAUUUAGAGAUAGAAGACGGGGCUACUAA
Messenger RNA from Talaromyces proteolyticus, 7893 nucleotides. RefSeq names its product putative HEAT repeat protein. Gene Ontology annotation, cellular component: nucleolus; 90S preribosome; small-subunit processome. The record is from RefSeq and is a predicted model, not a curated record. Lineage: Eukaryota; Fungi; Ascomycota; Eurotiomycetes; Eurotiales; Trichocomaceae. The transcript is spliced from 2 exons. The coding region runs from base 1 to 7893 and encodes 2630 amino acids.